This is a messenger RNA of Colletotrichum spaethianum, 336 nucleotides long. RefSeq names its product GTP cyclohydrolase 1 type 2. The record is from RefSeq and is a predicted model, not a curated record. The transcript has 3 exons. Lineage: Eukaryota; Fungi; Ascomycota; Sordariomycetes; Glomerellales; Glomerellaceae. Bases 1 to 336 code for a protein of 111 amino acids.
AUGGCGGAUCGCUUCAAGCUCGUGUACACUGUUCCAGCCUCUCAUUUGGCGGCGACCAAGGAUGCCGUCUUCAAGACAGGCGCCGGCGUCUAUGACGAGGGCAAAUACGUUCAGGUCGCGUUCGAGCUCACCGGCUCCGGCCAGUUCAUGCCUGUCGCGGCCGCCGGAGCGGAUCCUCACACUGGCGCCGUCGACCAGCUUGAGAAGGUCCUUGAGUACCGAGUCGAGAUUUUGUGUGUUGGGCGAGACGUCACCAAGGCUGCGGUAGACGCCUUGAAAAGCGCUCAUCCAUAUGAGGUUCCGGCGUACGAGGUGUACAAGUUGGAAGACUUCUAA